GUAAUCGCUGUUUCAUGGCAGUAUGCUGCCCGCGAGACAUGCCAAGGACCACCACAGUUAUCUUAGUAUCCUAUCCAUGCUGCAGACUUCUAAUGUAGUGAUCGGGGUUUGACUUGACUGCGGGAGCGGCUAUGGCGGACCCAGACGCAGAGGUGCUAUUCCUCAUAUGGAGGUCCCUGGCGUCCGGGCCGCUGAAGAAUGUCGCUAAAGCACUUGAGGAGGAGGCCGCAAAGCAUGGACUGCUGCCGACCAGGGUCGACAUCGCAGGUGAAGUGCGGCCCGUGGAGUUUGAGGUGCACGCCCGGGUGCAGUCGCAUGUCGGGCCCGAGAGCUUGCGGAGGCUUCUUGACAAGUUCGUCCAGCAGAACGCGGAGGCUCUGCCUGGGCCGGGUGUCAAGGUGGUCAGCCUCACGGCGCCGGGCAAGCACGGGCUGCUGGGCCAGCCUGAGCCGCCGCUGCCGGCCUGGUGGCGGCGCCCCUACUGCCAGGCAAGCCUGCCCCACCAGCUACUGUUGCGCCAGACCGGCGUCGCGUCCCGCCGCCUCGCCAUGCCCGGCUCCGCCUCCAGCACCAGCACCGGCACCGGCACCACCACUCCACUCGCGGCGCUUGCCUCCGCCGCCGAAGUCGGCGCAGCUGCCGCAGGCGCUGCAGGCGCGGCAGCGCCUGCCUCUGGCCUGGUGACGGUGACGCCGACGCCAUGUGGGAGCGUGGCUACAGGCAGCGUGGCCACGGGGCUGCUGUGCCGCAGCCUGACGCACCUGGCCACGCUGCGGGGCCACCGGGUAGCGGCCUACUGCUGCAUGUACGACAACACCGGGCGGCGCCUGUGCACCGGCAGUGACGACUGCCUGGUCAAGAUCUGGUCUGCCGAGACGGGCAUGCUGCUGCGCUCCUGCCGCGGCCACGACGCCGAGAUCACGGACCUGGCGGUGUCGGCGGACAACAGGCUGCUGGCCAGCGGCGACACAGCGCACCAGAUCCGCGUGUGGAGCCUGCAGGAGGAGACGCUGGGCUGGCCUGUGGCUGUGCUGCAGGGCCACACCGGCCCCAUCUCCUUCCUGGACUUCCACCCGCACCUGCCGGACGCGCUGCUGUCAUGCUCCGUGGACGGCAGCGUCAGGCUGUGGCACGCGGCAGACGCCGCCGCGCGCUCAGUCGUGUUGAGGCCGGGGCGCCCCGUGCUGGCCACUGCCGGCGGCGGCGGCGGGGCUGGGGCCGGGGCAGGGCCGGCGGCUGGCGACGCGGGCGUGUGGGCGGCCGUAGGGACAGGAACAGGGGCAGGGACAGGGGCAGGGGCAGCGGGAGACCAGGCAGCGGCGGGUGUGCCGCAGGCGGGUGGGGCAGCAGCAUCCACAGGAGCAGCUGCAGAGGCCGGAGCAGCAGCUGCAGCUGGCGUAGGCGGGGAUGCUGCGCUACGCGGCCGGCCUGCACGGGGCGUGACGCCCUCAGCAAACGGGGCAGCCGCAGCUGCAGCGCCAGCAUCAACUGCGCCAACACAGCAGGCACAAAGUGCCGGCCCUGACAUGCUGAUAACAGGCAGUCGCGAGGCCUCCCGGGUGCGCUCCCCGCCGCCCGGGGCAGGAGGAGCUGGGCCCUCGGCAGCGGCUGCUACUGGUGCUGCCGCCGGGGCGGGGCAGGCGAGCGGAGCCACGGAUGCAGCGACAGGGGCGGCGGCAGGGGCAGCAUCGGGUUCUGAGGCAGAGCUGCCGCCGCUGACCCUGACGUUCAUAUGCUGCUGCUGGUCCCCGGACGGGCGCUACAUCCUGGCGGGGGGGUCCAACCCGGCCGUGUGCGUGUGGCACUGGGACCUCUCCGCGCCUCCUGCAGCCGCCGGUGCUGGAGCUGGAGCUGGAGCUGCUGCAGCUGGUGCCGCCAAGGCGGAGGCACAGCAGCAGGCACAAGCACAGGCGCAGGGCAUGGAGCAGCAGCAGGGCGGACCGCAAGGUAACGGGCCGUCGCCGCACCUGACGCAGGCGCCGCAGGCAGCCGAGCUGAAGGCUGCGGCACCCGCAGGGCCGGAAGGUGCCGGCCUGCCGGCACACGCCGCGGCGGCGCCGCAGCCGCUUGCACCGCCGCCGCCUCAGCAGCAGCGGAGCCAUGAGCAGGCGGGCCAGGCGGCAGGCGAGGCCGGGGCCGAGGCCAGGGCGGGGGCCAACCCUGUGCCCAUCAAGCAGGAAGCCCCGCACGGCACACCGCAGGCCGCAGCUGCGAACGGCGUUGCGACUGGCGGCGCGGACGUAAGUGGUGCGGCGCACAUGAUGGACGUGGACGCCAAGCCGACCACCCCAGGCGCGGACGCAGCCGCGGUGGCCGGAGCCGCCGCCGCACCAGCAGCAGCAUCAGCGGUACCGGCGCAACACCAGCCUGCGCUGAACACAGCGGCUGCGGUGGAGGACGCGCCAACGCCCGCGGCGCAGAUUAGUCUGUGCUUCGGCUCGGCCGCGGUGCAGGCGGCGGCGGCGGACUCGGUGGUGGCAGCGUGGGAGGGCCGCGAGUGGCCGCUGCCUCGGGAGCUGCCGCGGCUGCGGGGCCACCGCAAUGACAUCGUGUUCAUUGAGUUCAGCCACCGCGGCGACGGUGUGGCUACAGCCUCGCGCGACGCCACCAUCACGAUCUGGCAGUUUGACCCCGCGGUGGGCGGUCCGCGCGAGCCGUGGCGGCCGGUGCAGGUGCUGGCCUGUCCGCCCACGGAGGAGGAGGUGCGCAAGGCGCGCAUCAAGCGCCGGGCGCCCACGCACCCCGCCAUCAACCAGGUGGUGUGGACCAAAGAUGACUCGCGUGUGGUCGCUGCGCUGUCCGACAGCACCGUGCGCGUGUGGGAGGUCGGCGGCGCAGCCGCCGCCGCCUCAACCUCCGCCGCCACCACCACCACCACCCCCGCCACUGCUGCCGCCGCACCUCCGGCCGCGCUGCUCCCCGCCCUGGCCUCGCCCGCGGGCGCCUCUGCCGCCGCCGCCGCCUCCGCAUCCCUCGCUCCUGCCGCCGCCGCCAGCUCCUGCGGCUCCGGCUCCGCCGCGGUGCACAUCCUGCAGGUGCACACCUCUCAGUCGCACGUGCUGGAGCCGCACCCCGCCGACCCGCGCCUGGUGCUCAGCGGCGGCUACGACGGGCGGCUGGUGCUGUGGGACGUGGUGGUGGGGGCCGUGCUGAGGGUGUUCAGCACGCAGGACACGUUCCCCGGCCGCGGCCGCUGGGCCGACCCGUUGCAGCUGGUGGACGGGCACUGGAGCCCGGGCGGCGGCCAGCUGGCGGCCACGGACAGCGCGGGGCAGCUGCACGUGUGGGGGCUGCCGGUGUGCGCGGCGGCGGGCAGCCUGGCACGUGCGCCGUACGACCAGUUCUUGGGCAGCGACUACGGCGCGUUGGUGCGGGACGUGCACGGCUGGGUGCUUGACUCCCUGAGCCAGCAGCCGCCGCACCUCAUGACGGGCGGCGGCGCCGCCACCCUGUGCGACUACACCAACCACCCACACGACAUAGACGUGCAGGCCGCCUGGGCCGCCCGCAGCUGGAGCCGCCUGCCGCCGCGGCCGCCCGUGGACCGGGACCACCCGCUGCCGCCGUCGCUCAUCUCGCACCCCCCGGUGCUGUCCGCCGCGGCCUGGCUGGCCACCGAGCAGUCGGCGGGCAACGCCAGCGAGGCGUCCAUCAUGGCGGCCAUGGCCAGGGCGUAUGAGCGGCACAUGGCGGCCAUGUCGGCACUCACGGCGCCCGACGAGCCGCAGGCCAGAGCACGCCGCGCCUCCUCCCGCGCAGCUGGCGGCGGCGGCGGCGGCCGCGCUGGAGGCUCCGCCGCCGCCGCUGCAGCCACCGGCGCAAUACGUGGCAUGUACCUAAUCCCUGAAGACCCCAACGCGCCGGCGCCUCCCGCGCGCCCGCUGUCGCGCUACGCCUUCGUGGAUGGCAGUAGCAGCGACUCAAGCAGCAGUAGCAGCGACCACGACGACGCACGUGACGCGGCUGUGACGCUGAGCGAUGUGGAGGCGGGCGCGGGAGCCAGCGAUGAGGAUGACGAUGUGCAACUCGUGGAUUCGGAUUCCGACGCCGAGGGGGAGGAGGAUGAUGAGGAGGAGGACGGACGGCGGCGGCGGCGGCGACAGCAGCAGAGCCGCAGGCCCGCCGCCGCUGGGCGGAGCGCGGUGGCAGCGGGCGGGACUGCGGCGGGGAGGGCGGAGCGGAGCCAGCGGCGGAGUCAGCGCCUGGGGAUGCGGGAGGGCAGCGCGGCUGCGAGCGGCGGCGCGGACGGGGGCGCGGGAGGUGGUGUUGGUGGUGGUGCCGGGGACGACGGUGCGGGGAUGGCUCUUCGACGGAGCUCCCGCCGUGAGCGGGAUCGGGAGCACGACCAGGCGCAAGGCACACGCACUCGGCGCUCCGCCCGCCUCACCGGCCGCAAGCGCGGCCGCUACGCCGGAUCCGAGGAGGGCGCCGGCGCCGGCGGCUCCGACCCUUCCGACUUCGCGGACGAGGGAGAUGAAGAGGCCGGCGGCGGCGGUUACGGUCAUGGCGGCGAUGACGACGGCGGUUGGUACGGCGACGACCGUGACGGCGACUUCCUGGUGGACGCGGCGGAGCUGUCGGACGAGUCGGAGGAGCCAGAGGACGAGGAUGACGAGGACAGCGACGGGGGCGCGCGCCGGCGCCAGCGCCAGCGCCAACGGGAGCGCGAGCGGGAGCGGCGCGCUGCGAGGCGGCGGGAGCAGCAGGAGCGCGCGGAGCGGGACCGGCGGCGCCGCCAGGAGCGCCGCAGGGCGCGGCAAGGCGAGGUAGGCGGCGGUGGCGGAGCUGCCGCGGGCACUCUUGGCGGCGCGGCCGCGCAGGCGGCGGCGGCCGCCGCGGCAGCUGCGGCGGAGCCUCCGGCUGACGGCGGCGUCCACGCGGCAGCGGCGGCGGCGUGUGGGCUGGAGCAGGUGGCGCGCAAGCGCUCUCACGAUGCCGGCGGCUCCCGCACCCGGCCGCAGGAGUGCUACGCCUGGCUGCAGGCCAGCUCCCACGGCCCGGAAUUCUACUGCCCCCAGCUGGGCGACGAGGUGGUGUACCUGCGGGAUGCGCACCUGGACUACCUGGCUGCUGCGGGCGAGGCGGUGGCGGGGCUCCUGCGCGCGGACCGGCGGCCCUGGCAGCAGCCGGCGGGGGCGCUGCUGCGGCCGGCCGAGCCGUGCCGGGUGGUGGGGGUGGUGUUCGAGGUGCUGCGAGUCAGCCAGGGACUGAGGACCGCCGCCAACCUCAAGCUGCAGGUGCUGGCCGAGGGCGGCGGCGACGCGGCGGGCCAGGUGGUGGGUCUGCAGCUGCCGCCGUCCGGCCCCGGCUGCCCGCAGCCGCGCUUCCUGGUGCCGCUGCCGCAGUACUGCAGGGCCGUGCAGCGGCCCUGGGCACUGGGGGAGCAGGUGCAGGUCCACCUGCAGGAGGACGGGCUGGGGCAGCGGGCGCGCUGGGCGACCGGAACACUGGUUGAGGAUCACGUGGCCGCCGCCGCCGCCGCCAUGGUGGCCGGCCUGCCGCCGCCGCCGCCCCUGUCGCUGGCUGCCAGCUACCACGAGUCCGACCUGUGGCAGCGCUUUGGCGUGGUGCUGGAUGGAGAGGUCGUGCCGCGGCGUGUGGCUCCCUGGUGGAUGCUGCCGGCGGGUGUGGACUGGGACGGCUGGGUGCUGAGGUUCGCACAGGCCACAUACCAGGCCAAGGCGGAUGAGGCAGCCAUCGCCGCCGCGGACGCCGCUCGCGCCGCCGGUGGCUCCACCGCCGCCGCCGCCGCCGCCGACCCGCUGGCUGAGCCGCCGCCGGUGAUUGACCUCGAGGCCCUGGGCAGCGGCUGGGACGAUGCGCAGGCCAGUGCGGCGCGGCUGGCUCUUGAGGCGCUGCUGUCUGAGGAGGAGCGCUGGGGGCUGUUCUUCCACUGCCCGCCACACAAUGCCGUGUACCCGUGUGCGGACGGCGACCUGCGGCGCCCGGUGCCGUACAACGCGCUCAUCCCGCUGCCGCUGUCGCUGGCCGAGGUGGAGGCGCGCCUGCAGCACGGCUUCUACCGCGGCCUGGCGGCAGUGCGCCACGACAUCGAUGUCAUUGUCGCCAACGCGGAGCGUUUCAACGGACCCGACUCCGCCGCCGCCCAGCGCGCCGCCGCGUUGCGCCGUGUGUGGGCGGCGCGGGUGCUUGGGCAGCCGGAGGAGGCGGUGCGACUGCCGCCGCCGCCGCCCGUGGCCGUGGCGCAGGCGCGCCGCGCGCCGCCGCCAGUGAACCUACCGCUGCCGCUCGGCGGCGUUCUGGGCUCGCCCAAUGGCGUCAAUCUGGGUGCCGCAUCUGGGGCGGCGGCUGGGGCGGCGGCGGUGCUGGGGCCUGGGCCUGGGCCGGGGCUAGGCCUGGGGUCGCAGGAUGGCGGGGUGGCGGCGGCGGCAACGGAAGGCGGCCGCCCGCGGCGGGAGCGUGCAGGCAACCGCCGGCGGUUUGUCGAGGAGUUCGACGAGUACAACGGCGGUGCUGGCGGCGGCGGCGGCAGCCAGGCGGCGGCGGUUGGUACGGAGGGUGGUGGCGGCGGCGCGGGUGAGUGGGAGGAGGAGGAGCCGCAGGAGGAAAGCGAGGAGGACGCCGGCGCAUACGAUGACGGGUCCAGUGACGAAGCAAUCCAUUUGAAUGAAGAUGCCGACAGCAGUGACUACUCUGGAGGUGGCGGCGGUCGCCGGCGUUAUCGCGGCCGCACCGGCCGCGACAGCGGCAAGCCGGCCGCGCGGCAGCGGCAGCGGAGCGCCGCUGCUGCAGGCGGCGGCGGGCGGAAGCAGGGCGGCGGAGCCGGCGCUGGUGCGGCUGCCGCCGCCGCCGCUGAGCCGGUCCGUCGCUCCGGGCGCGCGCGGCAGCCGGCACGGCGGCGGUACGACGACGACGAGUGGGAGGACGACGAGGAGGAGAUUGAGGCGGCACUGCAGCGCCACGAGGAGGAGGGCAUCAACAGUGAUGGCGGCGGAGGCGGCCGCCGCCGAGACCGGGAGCGGGACCGGAGCCGCCGCGCCAGCGCGCGACGCGGCAGCGCCGGUGCAGCCGCCGUCGGCAACGGCGGCGGCGGUGCGGCUGGUGAUAUGCUACUGCCGGAUCCUGGCGCGCUGGGGGCAGACGCCAUGAUAGGCCCAAGCAUGGGGAUGCCGUGGCAGCAGCAGCAGCCGGAGCAGCGGCUCACUGAGCUUACUGACAUCAGCGCCUUCCUGCCGGCGGCGGGGCCGGCGGUGGGCGUGGGCGCUGGCGCAGCCUGGCCGCGAGGUGGCGGCGCCGACGGCGGUGGUGGUGGUAGUGGUGGUGAUGGCGGCUGGGGCUUCAUGGGGCUACAGGGGUCGUUUGCAGGAGCCGGCACUGGCCUACCGCAUGGGCUGCAGCCUCCGUUGCAGCAGCCGCCGCUGCAGCAGGCGGCACACACGACCGCCCUACGAGAUGGCGGUGCAGAUGCAACAGGCAGCAGGGGCCAGUCCAGUGCUCAGCCAGGGGCGGCGGUGCCAGGGGCGGCGGUGCCAUGGGCGCCCUCUCAGGCUGCUGGUCCCGGUGGUGGCGGCAGCGACGGCGGCGGCGGCGGCGGCGGCGGCGCCGCCAGCCCCAAUGGCGGAGGCGGUGGCAGUCCUGCCGGCGGCGCCGCCCCGCGCAUUCGCAUUCGUCUGCCGGGAUUAAGGGGCCCCGUAGGAUUGCAGCAGCAUCACCACCAACAGCCGCCCCGGCCCACGCCGCUACCGCCCGUGCCCGCGGCGGCGCCGUUCAAUCCGAGCGCGCCGUCGCCGACCGCGGCGCCGGCAGCGGCGCCGGCGACUGGCGCAGUGGCGGCGGGGGCGUCGCCACUCAUGGCUUCUGGCCGCGCAAGGCGGGCGGCGGCGGCGGGCGUGGCGGCGUUGACGGGGGCGCUGAGGGCGGCGCAGCGGCUGCACCGGGACGAGGACGCAGGGGAGGAGGAGGACGAGAAGGAGGAGGAGGAGGAAGAGGAGGCGCCGGCGCUGUCGCGGCGCCAGAUGCGUGUCAUGGGGGGCCAGCACCACCAUCACCACCACCGCAUGCAGCAGGCCCAGCCCCAGCCCCAGCCCCAGCCGCUGCAGCAGCCGCAGCAGCAGCCCGAGCUGGAUGCAACCGCGGCGCUGCGGCAUGCGAGUAUGGAGCAGGCCGCAGAAGGAACCAUUGCCGAGGUAUUGAUGCGAGCCGAGCAGGCGCCCCCGCUGCAGCAGCCGCAGCAGCAGCAGCAGCAGCAGCAGUCGGAGCAGGCAGAAGGCAGUGGGGCCACAGUGCUGCCGCCGCAAGCGGCGGUCCGCAGCCACGCGCCUCCUCGGCCUCCUGGGGGAGGUAGCAGUAGCGGCAGUCAGCUGCCGCCGCCGCAGCUGCCGCCGCUGCAGCGUGCACCCAGCGGGCCUGCACCCCUGGCGAUGCCGCAGGCGGCGGCCCCUGCGGGUACGAUACCGCACGUGCCUUCUGCGGCUGGCGCCUCCGCGCCUGCUUUGCCAUUCCCCAAACCGCAGUUGCAACCCGGGCACACGCCUGUGCUGCCGGCACCGGCGGGGCUGCAGUUGCACGGCGCGCCGACCGCGCUGCCGCCGCAUCCGGCUGUAGCACCGCACACGGGGCCGCCUGCGUGGCCGCCUGCAACUGGCACCGCACCGCCACAGCUUCCAAGUGGCAUCUUGUCGCCUGAUGUCCUACAAGCAUUGGUUGCAUCCAACAUGGCACAGGCGGCACAGCAGGCGCAUGCGUCGAGAGGCGGCGCGUCAGCGGCAGCGGGAGCGACUCCGCCGCCCUCGCUGCCGCAGCUGCCGUUCAUGCCACCUGGCAUGUUUCCCUUUCUGCCACAGUUUCCGCUGGUGAUGCCGCAGCCGCCAGCAGGACAGCCGCCGUUGCUGCAGCCGCCGGCGCCGCCGCAGUCGCCUGCACCGGGGGGCAGUGAGAACUAGACGUGCAUUGGCUUUGCGAGGGCGGAAUCGGCUCUGACAGGUGCAGGGAGCACUCGGGCCGCCGUUGCUGUGCUUGGACACCGUGUGUGCCACCCAGGCGCAGCCUGUCACGGCGCGAAAUGAUUUGAACGGUUGGGGAUAGCAGGCCGUGAUGCUACGCUGCGGGCGCGGACCAGUGUUGCUGUCUCUGGAUGGAUUCGGUGGGGUGGGCGGGUGCCAGCCCCCUCCACGCAGGAGUGAAAUGUGAGGUGUGAACUCUAUGGGAAUGGCUGGAAAGACAGACGUGUGUACAGAGCUCGCCGGGGAACAUGCCGGGGACUGGGAGCAUGGGUGCAUGCAGGUGCGGGUUCAAAGGUUGCCCAAGGUUCCUUCCGCCCGGCGCGAGAAAGGCUGAGAGGCCUGAGCAUACAUGAGUACGCAUGCCAAAGUUAUGAAUGCGGAUGUUACAGAGGGGACAGUCCCAGCACCCGAAGACGCCGAGCCAUCACAUGCUAUCAGGGCCCAACAUGACUCCACCAACCCCGACU
Chlamydomonas reinhardtii is the source of this 9430-nucleotide messenger RNA. RefSeq lists its product as uncharacterized. Gene Ontology annotation, biological process: regulation of cell shape; cytoskeleton organization; regulation of transcription by RNA polymerase II. NCBI's taxonomy places the organism in Eukaryota, Viridiplantae, Chlorophyta, Chlorophyceae, Chlamydomonadales, Chlamydomonadaceae. Gene Ontology annotation, molecular function: protein binding. The record is from RefSeq and is a predicted model, not a curated record. The coding region runs from base 132 to 8903 and encodes 2923 amino acids. Gene Ontology annotation, cellular component: nucleus. The transcript has 27 exons.